Molecule: messenger RNA, 1380 nt
Organism: Darwinula stevensoni
Lineage: Eukaryota; Metazoa; Arthropoda; Ostracoda; Podocopida; Darwinulidae
Source: the annotation of a GenBank genome assembly
GCUGCUGCAACAGACCGAUUGCAUCAUCUCCUUCCAUGCCGCCAUGUUUCGAACGGCGUGGCGUGUUGUGUUACUCGAAGUUGCACCAGACUCGGCAUAAGUUGAAUGAUGUUUUCGUUUUCAUUAACCGAACCGUAUGCAAUGUAGUGCAAUCUUACAUAAUGUCAGGACCCAAUCUUGACAGAAACCAUUCUCUGCGUCCACCUCGAACCGGUGAGUCGACAUUUCCCUCUUCCCCUUACUUUUGUUUUGUUAGAUGAGUAAGAGCUCUGGCGGCACUCCCUUACUGUUGUCACGCUCUGAAUCACCUUCUGUGUUUCAAGAAUCAGUGAAUGAAUUUUGUUCUAUCUUUACAUGCAUAUGCUCAUUGAUGUCGUAGUCAGUCCUCAAAAGCGGACAGCGAUGGUCUGAACCAAUUACGAGAAGAGUUUUGCCAAUUUGGAGGAAAAUGUAUCAACUCUCAUGGAAAUAAUCGGAGAGCUCAUGAAGGACAACACACAACUGAAGCUCGAUAUUACGCAACUGAAGGAUGACAACUCACAACUGAAACUCGAUAACGAAAAUCUGAAGUCCCAACUGGAGAACAGAGUGGAGGACAGACUCCAAUAUCUGGAGGCCGUCACUCGGCAAAUAGUGCCCACAUCUUGCGAGACACUCGCAAGGCUGGGCGUAACGCGGUCAGGAACCUACCUUGUGGAUCCAGAUGGGGUGCUACGAGGCGAUCAACCCAUACAAGUAUUCUGCGACAUGGUCACCGAUACGGCAUCCACUUACGUUCUCCACAAUUCGAUGGAAGCUACGGAGAUAUAUCACUGUCCCGAUCCCGGCUGCUAUGCUCGCAGAGUUACUUACGAUGCGUCAAUCAAGCAGAUGCAGGCGUUGAUCGAUCAAUCGGAAUCAUGCGAACAGCAAAUAAGAUACGACUGUUUUUCCGCGGCCCUGACUUCUGGUGACACACACUAUGCAUGGUGGGUGGGCCGUCACGGCGACCCUCAGCAUUACUGGGAUGGAUCCCAUGCCGGGGAACAUGUGUGCAGCUGCGGACUGACAAGCGACUGCGUCAACUCCGCCAAAGCUUGCAACUGCGAUGCGGAAGCCCACCAGUGGGAAUCAGACUUCGGCGUCAUUACCAACGGCUCAAUACUACCCAUCACCGAGCUCCGAUUCGGCGGAUUGCAAGUCGAGGGCCAAAGAGCGAAGCAUACUCUGGGGGCAUUGGUCUGCAGGGGCCAUACUCCAUCAAGCAACCCAAUACCGACGUGGGAUUCCAAGAGGGCCCUAGUCCCCGAAUCAUUGAAGAAGGCGUUUAUUUCGAUGCCUAUCGCGAAUCAAAUUGCCAGUGUGCAGCAAGGCCAAUUCCUUUCGAUGGGACAGAGGUGA